Jaminaea rosea is the source of this 1034-nucleotide messenger RNA. RefSeq lists its product as hypothetical. The transcript is spliced from 3 exons. Lineage: Eukaryota; Fungi; Basidiomycota; Exobasidiomycetes; Microstromatales. Bases 81 to 959 code for a protein of 292 amino acids. The record is from RefSeq and is a predicted model, not a curated record. Gene Ontology annotation, molecular function: coenzyme A diphosphatase activity; acetyl-CoA hydrolase activity. Gene Ontology annotation, biological process: coenzyme A catabolic process.
GGCUGUUCUGCUAGGCAUCUUUGGAGGUAGAAGAGGGUGCGUAUGGGCGCUUGAGCAGCUGGCAGAAGUAGUGGUUAUCCAUGAGCUCACAUGAGCUCAACCUGCUCCCCGUCUUCGCUCGCAUGCGCAGCGACCUCCAUGUCGUGCUCUCCCAGCGGGCGGCGUCACUCCGAUCUCACGCAGGCGAUACGGCCAUCCCUGGUGGUCGGUACGAGCUAGGCGAUGGUAGUCUAGAGGCGACGGCGAGACGAGAAGCAUGGGAGGAGAUUGGACUGCCAAUCGACGCGAGGAGGGUACGGAAGCUCUGCGAGUUGCAGCCCUUCUUGUCCGCCAAUGAGCUGGUGGUCACGCCGAUUGUGGUGCUCUUGAUUGAUCCGAUGAUCAAGCCAUCCCUCAACCCGACCGAGGUAGAGCGCCUCUUCUCCCUCCCCCUUCGCGCCUUCUUACAGCAUCACCCGCAUCCUGAACUCCGUCUCGCACUUAAGCUGGGAGAGGAGCCGACUGAGCAGGAUCCAGUGAACGCACCUUGGUCAGAGGAGUCAGGCCCGUCAGACUGGCAUACAUGCAGGGACGUCAGGUGGUUCGACAGGAGAGUGAGGAGGCAUACGUUUUGGGAUCGACGCAACCCGGUGAGAGGCUUGACGAGCGACAUCCUCAUCCAUUGUGCGGCCUUGGCGUACGGGAGCACACCCACCUUCACCAACUUGGCGCCUAAUCAGCCCUCCCAGGCCGCCCUCAUCUGGCUAGCUUUCAAGGGCCCCAUGGCGACGAGGAGACGAAGAGUGCGGCCGAGAAUGAGCGGGCUUGAGCAGCCGAAAGAUGACGAUGAGAAGGGGGAGUCAUUUAGGAUCAAGCCGGACGAGAAUGGGGCUGGGCAAACAAAGGAAGUGGGUAGCAGCGGCAGCAGCGGCGGCGGUAAUGCCGGGGUCACGACGCCGCGGGCAAGUUCGAGACUGUAGUGAUGAUCGUCGGGAAAGAGGCGCUGGUCGACGUUGUCCUGUAAUACCAUCGUGCUAAUCAGCAUCGUUCGCAAC